AUGCAACCAUUACCACUCAGAGCUGCGAACGACCUUGUUAGACAGUUGCAUCGACCAGUUUACCGAAAUCAGAAAUUUAAAUUGUGGCUAGCUGGAUUUUCAAGAGGCAUACAAGAAAUGCACAGAAAAGCAUCGUUAGUUCUUGAAGAUGCAGUUAGAAAUAUAUACACUGUUGCUGCAUUUUGUGCCGGAAAUAAGGUAAUGGAGCUCUAUAGGCUGCAGUUAAAGAAAAUAUUUAAGCAGAGCUUUCUUCAUGGGAUGGGGAUUGGUUUUGCAUUUGGCUUUUCACAGUUUCUACUUUUUGCUUGUAAUGCCCUUCUACUUUGGUACACUGCAAUAUGUAUUAGGAAUGGUUACAUCAAUCCAUCCACUACACUGAGGGAGUACAUGGUUUUCUCCUUUGCCACAUUUGCCCUUGUGGAGCCUUUUGGAUUGGCUCCUUACAUACUUAAACGAUGGAAAUCCCUCAUAUCAGUGUUUGACAUUAUAGACCGUGAGCCUAAAAUUGAUCCUGACGAUAACAAAGCUUUGAAGCCACCCAAUGUAUAUGGAAGCAUCGAGUUAAAAAAAAAUAUCGAUUUUUGUUAUCCAUCACGUCCUGAAGUGUUAGUAUUGAGCAACUUUAGUCUGAAAAUGAAUGGAGGCCAAACAGUUGCUGUUGUUGGAGUUUCAGGGUCAGGAAAGAGCACUAUAAUAUCUUUGAUGCAAAGAUUUUAUGAUCCAGUUGCGGGCCAAGUUUUACUGGAUGGAAGGGAUUUAAAGCUCUAUAACUUGAGAUGGUUGAGGAGCCACCCCGGUCUGAUUCAGCAGGAACCUAUUAUCUUCUCAACAACCAUAAGGGAAAACAUUAUAUAUGCAAGACACAAUGCCAGUGAAGCUGAGAUGAAAGAAGCGGCAAGAAUAGCAAAUGCUCAUCAUUUUAUUAGCAGUUUGCCUCACGGUUAUGACACUCAUGUUGGGAUGAGAGGUGUUGACUUAACCCCAGGACAAAAACAGAGAAUCGCAAUUGCAAGAGUAGUACUAAAAAAUGCACCGUAA
Lathyrus oleraceus (garden pea) is the source of this 1038-nucleotide messenger RNA. Its product is annotated as ABC transporter B family member 20. Bases 1 to 1038 code for a protein of 345 amino acids. The record is from RefSeq and is a predicted model, not a curated record. Lineage: Eukaryota; Viridiplantae; Streptophyta; Magnoliopsida; Fabales; Fabaceae. Gene Ontology annotation, molecular function: ABC-type transporter activity; ATP hydrolysis activity; ATP binding. Gene Ontology annotation, cellular component: plasma membrane. Gene Ontology annotation, biological process: transmembrane transport. The transcript has a single exon.